AUGUCAUCAUCACAAAACAAAUUGCGAGGCUAUUUCAAUUUGGAAACAUCCAAAGGAACCAUCCGAAUUAUGGAAAAUUAUGAAGUCGGAACGUGUGGUUCAAGACUCUGGUCAUCAGCACCAGUACUCUGCAAAUAUCUUGAAAAACAUGCCAAUAAAUUAAAACUCACCUCCUUUCGGAACAUCUUGGAAGUGGGAGCUGGAUGUGGGAUUUCAUCCAUUCUACUCGCAAAAUUAGGAUGUUCACGAGUAGUCGCCACGGAUCGAGAAAUUGUACUUCCAAUUCUGAAACAAAAUGUUCUUUAUAAUUGCAAUGAAGUUGCCAAUAAUAUUUCAUGUGAAGAAUUGGAAUGGUUAUGGGCAUGUCCAACAAAUACUUUGGAUAAUGACGAGCAUGUAAAGAAAUUGAAAGAAUUUAGAAUGAAAACAACAGGAUCGGAAGAUGGCACUUUUGAUUGUAUUAUUGGAAGUGAUGUGGUUUAUGAAGAGCCUUGCAUUGAGCCAUUGUUGAAAUUAUUGACAGAAUUAUCAUCCGCUUCGACUUUGAUUUUCAUUGCUUAUGAGAUUCGUAAUGACACAGCUCAUGAACUCUUUCUUGAAAAAGCAUCCAAACUCUUUUCCUUAAAGAAAAUACCAACCAAACAACAAAAUUCUGAAUGCAUGGAUGAACGAGUUCUUAUUUAUCAACUCAAAAAGGAGUAG
Naegleria fowleri is the source of this 702-nucleotide messenger RNA. RefSeq lists its product as uncharacterized. Bases 1 to 702 code for a protein of 233 amino acids. NCBI's taxonomy places the organism in Eukaryota, Heterolobosea, Eutetramitea, Acrasida, Naegleriidae. The record is from RefSeq and is a predicted model, not a curated record. The transcript is spliced from 2 exons.